ACGCUGGUGUGGUCGGGUGUAUGACUUCCGUGUGUGCGUCUUAUAUACACAAAUGGCUUCAUGUGCGAUAUAUUCCCAUGUAGGUGGAAUAUAACAUGUGUUUAGGAAGGAGAGUGAACAAAUAGUGAGUGUGAGAGACGCGGUGGGCGGCUGUGGUAGACAUGGGGGUCGUGUGGUGGAUUGUGAUAGCAGCGGCCGCUACAGCCUGUCUGCCUGCCAUAGGUGUGCUGAGCGAGGGUGGACCACAGCUGACCUCCACCCACCUCCACCACACCCACCUCGACCACCCCCUCACCCCCCACACCCACACCUGGAGCCGUCUACAUGACACCACGAGUGCCACAACUGAGUCCGGGUCGGACGAGAAGGGCCAGACACAAGUGCCAACGGUGGAGGUAGAAACUGUAGCGACAUGGUCAAGUUUGGUUCGAGACGAGACAAUUGUAAGUGGCCCCAAUAGCACUUGGAACCCAACUGAGGACCUCAACACCCUCACCACUAGCGUGGGUGAUGCCACUAGUACCCUUACAGUAGUGCCCGAUACCACUGACGAUAAGGAGGGUGCCACUGUCGUGCAGGAAAGUGCCAGAGAAGAUGCAGAAAAAGCGAUAUUACUAACUGAAAGUAAAUUUGGUGCUGUGACGGACAUUGGUGGUGCGGCGCCUACGUUGUCCGCCGGUGAUGUAAAUACUCUUGAUAAUGGUGAAGAUGAUGGCGAAGCCAUAACUACAGUGUCAGAUGUAGUGACAGACUUACACAGUGCCACAGACAGUUAUGUGACGCUGUCUGCAGUUUUGGAUAACGAUAUAACUGAGGUGACGACAGUUGUGAGUGCCAGUGAUAUGGUGUCUUCUUCAGUGCCAUCACAGGUUGUGGUGCUCAUGAGUCAUGAAGAUGUCGACGACACGAUGCCUACAGUGCCAGACAGUGCUUUAACUGUUAUAGAGAGUGUGAGAGGUGUGAGUGAUGUGAAGGUGACGAGCAGAGUGCGGGGUGGUGCCCAGGCUGGUGAGGGCAUCACCCCUAUGGUGCCCACACUGCCACAAGGGCCAGUGUGGGACAUAAUAAGUCCGGCGGAUGGCGGGACUUUGACGGUGACACAAGAGCACGGUGAGAGACGUGAUGUAGACAGUGUUAUGGUAACUACAGUGAUGGCUGAUGAUGUUACUCUCGUGAACACUGUCCUCGACCAUGGUGACGGUGAAAUUACAGUGCUCGAUGAUAUAGUUACCGGUGUAGAAGGCACUGAUAACAGUAGUAUGAAGGAGGUCACAGUAGGAUCAGCGAAGGAUGGUAUUGUCUCAGCGAAGGAUGGUAUUGUCUCAGCGAAGGAUGGUAUUGUCUCAGCGAAGGAUGGUAUUGUCUCAGCGAAGGAUGGUAUUGUCUCAGCGAAGGAUGGUAUUGUCUCAGCGAAGGAUGGUAUUGUCUCAGCGAAGGAUGGUACUGUGUCUAGCCAGGACGAGGAGGUGGAGGACGAGAGAGAGACAAGUCGUCCCUCCACCGGGGGUGUGAACCAGGACGAGGAGCCGCUCACUCCAGAGCACAGUGUUAUCUCUGGGGACCACUGGGUGACGCCUGACGUCACCUUGGUGUCACCCGUCACACUAGAGCGCACCACAUUAUAUCCUCCAGCGACACCUGUGGCCCAGGAGGCCAGCCAUCAUGGCCCGCACCAGGUGACUCUCACCCAGGACGGUGUCGCCACGUAUAGUGACCCCUUCACGGGUCACUACGCUGCCCUCCAAGACGUGUUGCAGGAUACUAAUACCCUGAAGGAGGGGACAGGUAGACCUCGUGAUGGCUUGGCAACUAGUGACCAUUUGGUGACGAGGGACGAGGCUGGCACCGGCGUGCGUCACGUCACUAGCCACGAACACGUCAUGGCGGAUGUCACGUCUGGCUCGGUGACGGGUGAUGACGACUAUGAGCUAAUCAUGGAGACGGUAAUUAGCACCGCGACUGUCUACUACGACAAGGAGCCGCCGCGUCAACUAGUGGGAACAAGCCACCGGUUCCCACGGACGGUGUCGGCCGACUUGCGCGCCACGCCUGCGCACCUCAACGACCUGGCGGCCACCGACCAGUACCGCGGGUUCCCGUCUCUCUACCCUGAAGAUGCCUUCUCCACCUUCAUGGACGGGGACUCCCGACUCCCGACGGACCUCAGGAAGGCUAACCGCAAGUCGAACCCAGAACCCGACAUCGACGACAUCAUCAAGGGCAUCGUGCAGCUGCUGGGCGGGAAUGUGAAGGUGACCGCAGCAGACGUGCCCAAUACCCGCCUGACCACCUUUGAUGGCGUCUCCAGCACCCGCAUCAACAACCGCGGGCCCCCGAGGCUCACACAGCUGCCUUUCGGCGUCCUCUCCUCCUCCGUCCACACCCAGAUACCCAUCAGGGCGCCUGUCACCCCGCCCGUCAACAUGGCCAACUUGCGCCCUCUGCCGGGCAAGCCCCAGUUUGUGGCCAAUACCCUGCCACCCUUCAUGGCCUCCCUGCCCCCUGCCCUGGCCAGCCGACCUAUCCCGCCCCCUGCCCUGGCCAGCCGACCUAUCCCGCCCCCUGCCCUGGCCAGCCGACCUAUCCCGCCCCUCCAGCGGCCCUAUGCCACCGGCAUCCCUCUCCCUGUCGACCUCCUCCCAGAUUCUCAGGAAAUAUACGAUACCUCGCCGGAAAUUACUGUCAACCCCGUCUUCCAAGACUACGGCGACGACACUAUGGACGGUGUACCGUCAGGAUACACCCACCUCCCGUCACACCCGCCACACUCCUCCGUGCCCCUCACCCACACCACUACACUCCAACACCACACACACACACUUACCACAUUUACCACACUAUCCUCCACCACAACCUUGUCGUCGUCAGAGGUGGUGUCGUCCCUAACGUUAGAUGCCUCUCAGGUGUCGGCCAGCGGGGCGGACGUCACCAGCGACGCUACAGGUGUAACAGAUGCAUCAACCUCUGCGUCAGCAGAUGUAUUGGCCAGUGCGCCAACAGAUGCAUCGAGCAGUGCGUCAACGGAGGUAUUAACAGGUGUAACUGUACCCAGUGAUCCUACAGGUGUAACAGAUACCUCAAGCAUUCAAUCGACAAGUGUGCCAGAUGCAUCGACCAGCUUAUCAACAAGUGUGCCAGACGCGUCGACCAGCUUAUCAACAAGUGUGCCAGAUGCAUCGACCAGCUUAUCAACAAGUGUGCCAGACGCGUCGACCAGCUUAUCAACAAGUGUGCCAGACGCGUCGACCAGUUGGAUGACGGCGGCCCCAACCCAGCAGACCUCGACGGAGACCGAGUUGCAGCCGUCCAUGCUGGAGUCGUCGUCGACCACCAUCAGGUCGUCGUGGGACCUCCAGGGGGACCCACACGUCCCUUCUACCACCGCAAGAUCCACUUCACCGUCGUCAGCCACCCCCACGUUGUGGGUUCCCACCCCCGCGCCGCCCCAGCCUCGUCCAGGGGUGGUCAUGGACGACCCACAGUACCGGCCAUCACCAGGAGUGGUCCUGGACGACCCACAGUACCGGCCCGGGCACAUCAUCACAGGCACGGUGGUGCCCUACGAUGCAGGCGGCCCUGGAGAUAUCUUCGAUGUCACUGUCUCGGCCCACCAGGGCUUCGGUCUCCCACAGUCUCCGUUCCUACACCCAGUCAACCCCAACCUGGCCCACCCCCUCCCGCCACCAGCACAUCAAGGAGCCCUGGUCACAACCCCGGCAGAAGGUGUCGAUGGAUUUGUGUCGAUCGACGGUCGCAAAACAUACUUCGACCUGUUCCCUGCAGCCACUGACACCCAGGUCCUCCCUCAGCAGCAGACGGCUGGACUGGGUGUUGGCGUAGUGAUUCCUGAGGAUGAUCUUCCUCUUGAGGGUGAUGCCUCAAAGCAAGACCUGGGGGGAUACUACCCUCCAGCUCAACCCCUCUCCCCACGCCCACAGCCACCCACACCCACACAGCCUCCACCUCGCCCACAGCCGCCCACACACCCACCCAGACCUCUCAGAAAGCCAUAUAAUCGUCGACCAACUCAGCCUUCCAUCAGGAUCGACACGUGCAUCGUGGGAGAUGACUCAACAUGCCAAGAGCAGCUGGGAGAAGUCUGCAGGACAGAAGAGGAGGUUUCCAGCUGUUACUGUAGGCCAGGCACAGCUAGACGUAGGCCCAGGACUCCCUGCAGGAGGAUGAUCUCGCUGCAUGUGUCACUCAAGGUGGACCGAGUGGGGGACCAGCGCAUUGUGUGGAGUGGCAACUAUGACAACCCAGAGUCUGAGGAAUACCGUCUGUUGGAGUGGGAGGCCAAACAUGCUAUCUCUAGCACUAUGUCGAAGACGCCACUUGGGUCAGCAUACCUGGGCAACACAGUGCACAAGUUCUAUUCUCUGGGCGGCAAGGUGAUUGUCAACUCGACCAUCAACCUGGAGGACCUCCCUUCCACCAGAAACCGUAACCUCCGUCAUGCCCUCCAGCGCCAGAUGCUUCAGGUCAUUCAGAGUCAUGCAAACAACAUAGGCGAGUCUGCCCUCUGGGUCGAUGGGCCUCUUAACCCAAUUCCGGAUGUCUCUGAUGUUAAUGAAUGUAACGAGGAGUCACUGCAUGACUGUCACCCCGACGCCACCUGCAUCAAUGAAUUCGGCACAUUCACCUGCCAUUGUCUACCCGGGUACACGGACAGGUUUUCUGACGACCCUGAGCAGGUGGGGCGGCGGUGUGAGUCGUGCUCCUCUGACUAUUGCAACAAGAAAGGUGAAUGUAGCAUCCACGGCGGCCAUAAGGUGUGCCAAUGCCGUGGGUCGUACUACGGGACACGGUGUGAGAUUGACGGCGAAGUGUUAGGUGUGGCUGUGGGGGCCUCUGUUGCUGCUGUAGUGAUCAUCAUCCUCACCCUCAUCUUCCUCUGCAUGUGGAGCCGACGAUGGAAAGCUGAAGAUAGGAAAACUGAGGUGCUGGCCCGUGGAGGAGGCAUGGGUACGUUUGCUGUCAAUGUCCAACAUAAGGGAGCCUCAGCAGGUCAUCAGUACGGCGCCACCCUUGAUGACCGCAUGCGAUGGGCACACCUUGCUGACACACUCUCCAAUCAGAACAUUUAUGCACAGCAGCAACAGCAGUAUGGUGGCGGAGGCGUGUAUACAGCAUCAAGCAGCGAUUAUCUCACCUCAUCUGGGGCCUCCAAUACCCCCUUCUCCAUCUACAAUCGUGUCACCCGGGCCCUCUCCAACUCCACCCUGGGAAGGCAGCAGGUGGGCUGGCUGGGACGUGUUCGGAGAGCUUUGGGUGGCUCUAGGGCAGCCAUGACCCGCAGGUCAGCCCACACACCACCCACGCAGCCCACUCUCACGCUACAGCAACUUAUGGCCCUUCAUGCUCAACUGUCUCCCCAACCAGAGCAGCUUAGAGGCGGAGUGGGCAGUACGUGUGCUGCACCCACCAUCACUCCCACACCCACCAACUUGUACCAGCACCAGAGACAGGUGGCAGGGUCAUCAUCAGGCUAUGCUUCUCUGGGAACACUAGGAUCAACAUCGUCUCCCCAGUAUGGCCACCAGUACCCUCCACCGCAGCAGUUUGGUCUGCAGCACCUCUCGGCAGUCUCUCACCUGGCCAGUAUGCAGCAACAACAGCAGCAGCCACAGCAGUACCUCAAGCAGUCCGCCUUCAAUUCACAGUCUACAUAUGGCCAGUUUGGACCAGCCUCUUUUAACACCAUGUCUCAGGGUGGAGUAUCACGGGCGCCCACGUUAGGAGCCCGCACACCCGUGCCGCUGCAUGAUGUGGCAGGGGCAGCGACCAUUGGACCCAUGGGUGGGGGAACCGUUGCUCCAUCAGGCAUGGGGCUGGAGAGCUCAGAAGAUGAUGCAGAGCGACCCUAUCACCUGCCACGGCCAAAGUCUCGUGUCUCCCUUGGGGAUACGAGUGAUAUAUAUUACGAGCCAGAUGACCUGACCUCGACUCUGGGCCUCCCCGACCGCCCCCCUCCCCCACUCCCCAAAUCCAGUCAUCCCCAGACAUACAAUUUUCCCUUCUUGCACUGAUCUGUCCCCAAAAACUACUAGAUUAUGAUAUUCAGCAUAUGUAGUACACUCAGGGUGCUACAGUCAAAUGAUAUGUACUAAUGUUUUGUAUUAGUUUUACAGAUAUACUUUUUAGUAUCCAUAAUUCAUAUAUUUGUUAUUUUUUUUACAUUAAUUAAAAACUAUGGGCACUUUCUACCUAAUGCUAUGGGUAAUGUCACAAUACCAGCAUAUUGCAUCGUCAUAUGAGUGAGUGCACCAUCCACCUCGCGGUCAAGCAGUCAAGUAACCAAGAUGAGAGCACCAAGAGCCAUGUUGAGUGAUGGACAAAAGCAUUAGAGUAACCAUUAAGAGUUGCCAGUUUUCACCGUGCACUUUGUUCAUCGCCGAAACUUGGCAACUGCAUACUGACUGUAGCACCUUCAUACACUAUUUAAAAUGCCUUGGAAUUUAUUGUAUUAUUUCUACAUUAACUGUAUUCUAUAAGGAGACAGUUAUCACCAACACAGACGUGACUAGUAAAGUUUAUAUAUUGGACAUUGUCAUUCAAUCUUCUAUGUCUGUCUAUAUAUUUUGACUAACAUCAUCAAAAACCUAUCAUUAUUUUACACAAAACAUUGUGUGGACAUUUUCAUUUGGCAGAUAAUGUUUUAGGUGCACAAAUGUAUAAAACUUGUAUCAAAUUCAUCUUUAUUUGAAUUGUGUGUGUGUCCACAUUUACACUGAUGCUGUACAUUAACAUUUACCACUUUUAUAGCACUACAGAAUAUUAUAAUUUGCAAAUUUGAAUGCCACUGCACGAUAAUAUUUACAACCUUGUAUGAUGCUGUAUGAAAACAUUUACACCUAUAUGUUACCCAGAAACUCCCUCCCCCCUCCCCCAUUCUCUCUCCCUCCCUCACUCUUCCCCCUUUCUCUCCCCCCCUCUCUCUUUCUCUCUCUCACACACACACACACAC
Procambarus clarkii (red swamp crayfish) is the source of this 6967-nucleotide messenger RNA. RefSeq lists its product as uncharacterized. Gene Ontology annotation, cellular component: protein-containing complex; plasma membrane. The record is from RefSeq and is a predicted model, not a curated record. Gene Ontology annotation, molecular function: calcium ion binding. Lineage: Eukaryota; Metazoa; Arthropoda; Malacostraca; Decapoda; Cambaridae. Gene Ontology annotation, biological process: heterophilic cell-cell adhesion; establishment or maintenance of epithelial cell apical/basal polarity.